Pelagomonas calceolata is the source of this 1715-nucleotide messenger RNA. The record is from the annotation of a GenBank genome assembly. Lineage: Eukaryota; Pelagophyceae; Pelagomonadales; Pelagomonadaceae.
GUUUGCUCGAACUGUGCGAGGGGCAGCCCACCGACGACGACCGCAAUCAACGCGAGGCAGCCCUAAAAAAGCUAUCGAAGGACGCCGUCGCCGCGGGGCAGUGAAGAAUGCCGCUCCACGACACCGCCAACGUCCUGGCAAAGCCACAACAUGACGCCACCGCCGUAGCCAGAAGGAAGGCCUCUCUACUGAAAAAGCAGCGCCAGCUGCGGAGGGAGCUGCGCACCCUGCAAGACCAGUCCGCGAAAGACCUAGCAUUGCUAGAAAAGGAGCGCCAGGAACUGCGGGACGGCCGCCUGAACGCCGCCGCGUCGCACGCCGCCAGGAAGGGCCUUGCCCAGAAGCCGCGGUCCAGUCGCGAUAGGGCCGAGUUCGACGCGCGGACUCUGAAGGUCGAGGCGCCGCGGGCGGAGCAGGCUGCGAAGCGGGCCGAGGCGCGCUGUUCUUUAGCCUUGAAAAGGCUGGCCGUUGCUAAAGAGAAAGUGGAGUCGCUGCCGGGCAACCUGGGACGCGGGCCGGACCAGAUCGACCAAAUACGGCGCCAGCGGGAGGCCGCCCGUCUUUCUGAAGAGAAAAUCAAGCUUAAGGAGGAGGCGGGACGAGUCCGCGAGGCGGCCAAGCUGGACCAUGCGUUACGAAGGCUGAGAUCAGAAGCGCGCGAUCUGCGAGACGACGCCGACGCCGAGGACGACCGCGUUUCCAGGGCGCGAGGCAGCGCCGCCGCGGCGUACGAGCGGGCGCUGCCGGCUCGGCGGCGCGUCGCGGCCUUGCAAUCUGAGUUACGGGACCAGUGCGACGUUUUGUGUGAAGACGGGCCCCUCGCCGUCGCCGACGCGUUGUUCGACGGGGAGCGCGUCGAGGGUGGGGUAGAUGAAGGCAUCUCCGCCAAGGCCUGCGCGCGGCUGCUGGCGCUGGUCUGGCUCGACGCUCCGGAUUUGACAGAUCCCGAGGAGUUGCCCGAGGCGCCUUGUGAUGCUGGUGGCGAUCUCGUGGCCUUGUACGGGCCGCCGCCGCCGCCUCCAUCAAGCGCGGCGCGGGCCGGCGAGCUGGCCUUCGAUCUGGCCGAUAACGUGUACGACCGGGACGCCUUCCGGGCGGUCUUCGUGAAAGCCGCGGCGGCGGGGCCGCUGCCCUGGCCGGACCAGGCUUUUCAACGCAUGCCGCUGCCGCGGUCGCCGUCGCCGUCGCCGCCCUCGUCUCCGGUCGACGACGUGUCGCCGCCGCCCUCGCCAGUCGCCGCGCCGUCGCCCUCAGCGUCGCCGCCGCGGUCACCCGCGACGCCCGCGUCGUCGCGCCGGGCGAAGACGCCCAAGUCGUCGCGCCCGCCGUCGUCGCGCCAAAAAACGCCGCAGGGCUCCCCCGAGGCGGCCGCGCCGCCCUCGCCCGAGGAAGAUGCUCCGCCCUCACCAGAGGCUGAUGCGCCGCCCUCGCCCGCGGCGGACGCACCGGCGUUCAUCGUCGGCCAGAGGGUGGAGGCGAACUUCGAGGGAGAAGGGGAAUGGUUCACAGGCGUCGUGGAGAAGGUCACGGAGGACGGACGCUACGACAUCACCUACGACGACGGCGACGAGGAGUUCGGCGUCGAGGCGGCGCGCAUGCGCGCGGCGACGGGCGACGCCGACGUCCUCGCGCCGCUGCCGGCGCCGCAGGACGAGCUCCGCCGCUCGGACGAGUACGAGGAGUCGUUCGAGGCGGAGAACUAAGUAGUAAAACAC